AUGGCUGUCACUCAAGACACCGCGGCCGACACUUUGGCGUUGCUGGAGGAGAGACUGAGACACAUCGCUUUCCUCACUGAAGGAGAGUCCCACGAGCAGGAUAGCAACCACACGACCACCUCUGCUGCGUCCAGACUACGAAACCUCGAGCGACAACUCAAAAUACUUGCAUCCAAGUCGUACGCAAUAGCAGACCUACUCCAGCUCCACAAACAACAUCCCGAGCUCUUUCACCCCAGUGAUCCUCAUGAGGUUCCCAACACGCUGUCACCCGCCGGCCUCGCCCAGCUAGUUCUCGCUCACGAGCAACUCUACAGAUCGACGGCGACGCAGCUCGCAACACUGAGCGAGAACAGCGCGAUCCCGGAUCCUGCGGCAUUAUCCAAGCUCAUCGCCCUUCAGCCACGAAUCGACAGAAUCGAGGCCAAGCAAUAUCAGCAAGCACAAGAGGUCGCGGAGUUGAGAUUGAGAAGCAUGCGUGUUGUGGCUACGUGGCAUGAGAAGGGAGUGCUGCAGAUGGGUGAAAAGUGGGCGGAGUGGGAGUCUGAGUUGCGGGACUGUGAGAUCCUUGUGAGAAGGAAUGAAGCUGCAAAGAUUAGAGAGGAAGAGAUGGUAUGA
Molecule: messenger RNA, 618 nt
Organism: Zymoseptoria tritici IPO323
Lineage: Eukaryota; Fungi; Ascomycota; Dothideomycetes; Mycosphaerellales; Mycosphaerellaceae
Exons: 1
Coding region: 1-618 (205 amino acids)
Biological process (GO): cytoskeleton-dependent cytokinesis
Cellular component (GO): dynactin complex
Source: RefSeq, a predicted model, not a curated record